CGCGGCCCGGAGCUGCGUCCCCGAUCCCCUGCUCCCCACCGGGCUGCUCUGAGCAACGGUGCUCCGGGGCUCCAAACUCGGGCUGCCGGGGCAAGUGUCUUCAUGAACCCAGAGGAUGUCCGGGAAGCACUACAAGGGUCCUGAAGUCAGUUGUUGCAUCAAAUAUUUCAUAUUUGGCUUCAAUGUCAUAUUUUGGUUUUUGGGAAUAGCAUUUCUUGGAAUUGGACUGUGGGCGUGGAAUGAAAAAGGAGUUCUGUCCAACAUCUCUUCCAUCACCGAUCUCGGCGGCUUUGACCCAGUUUGGCUCUUCCUCGUGGUGGGAGGAGUGAUGUUCAUUUUGGGAUUCGCAGGGUGCAUUGGAGCACUACGGGAAAACACAUUCCUUCUCAAGUUCUUUUCUGUGUUCCUGGGAAUUAUUUUCUUCCUGGAGCUCACUGCUGGGGUUCUGGCAUUUGUUUUCAAAGACUGGAUCAAAGACCAGCUGUAUUUCUUUAUAAACAACAACAUCAGAGCGUACAGAGAUGACAUUGAUUUGCAGAACCUCAUAGACUUCACGCAGGAAUAUUGGCAGUGCUGUGGGGCUUUUGGAGCUGAUGAUUGGAACCUAAAUAUUUACUUCAAUUGCACAGAUUCCAACGCAAGUCGAGAGCGGUGCGGCGUGCCAUUCUCCUGCUGCACUAAAGAUCCCGCAGAAGAUGUCAUCAACACUCAGUGUGGCUAUGAUGCCAGGCAAAAACCAGAAGUUGACCAGCAGAUUGUAAUCUAUACGAAAGGCUGUGUGCCCCAGUUUGAGAAGUGGUUGCAGGACAAUUUAACCAUCGUGGCUGGUAUUUUCAUAGGCAUUGCAUUGCUACAGAUUUUUGGGAUCUGCUUGGCUCAGAAUUUGGUUAGUGAUAUUGAAGCUGUCAGGGCUAGCUGGUAG
This is a messenger RNA of Neomonachus schauinslandi (Hawaiian monk seal), 922 nucleotides long. It is a transcript of the gene TSPAN5, whose product is annotated as tetraspanin 5. Gene Ontology annotation, biological process: regulation of vascular endothelial growth factor signaling pathway; protein maturation; protein localization to plasma membrane. NCBI's taxonomy places the organism in Eukaryota, Metazoa, Chordata, Mammalia, Carnivora, Phocidae. Bases 116 to 922 code for a protein of 268 amino acids. The transcript has 8 exons. Gene Ontology annotation, cellular component: membrane. The record is from RefSeq and is a predicted model, not a curated record.